Messenger RNA from Saxophila tyrrhenica, 3522 nucleotides. RefSeq lists its product as uncharacterized. The coding region runs from base 1 to 3522 and encodes 1173 amino acids. The transcript has 3 exons. NCBI's taxonomy places the organism in Eukaryota, Fungi, Ascomycota, Dothideomycetes, Mycosphaerellales, Extremaceae. The record is from RefSeq and is a predicted model, not a curated record.
AUGUCGUUGAAUGGCUUGGAUGAUGCUUCGGUUCAGGAAGCAUACCAGCAGGCGAACACCGAAGCGGGAGGAUGGCUGCUUCUCAAGUACAACUCGCGCGACUCGGUAGACCUCUUGGGGCGUGGCAAGGGAGGUGCGCCAGAUGCGCGUGCAGCCAUUGCGCGAUAUGAGGAUGCCUCGCCACUCUACGGUCUAAUUGUCUACCGGCGGAGAAAGGUCUUGAUUAAAUAUGUUCCCGAGGGCACGUCGCGGGUGUUGCUGGCGCGCACGGCGGUCCAUUGGCAGGAUAUCUUGGAGAAAUUUACACCUUACGAAACCGUCCUCGAGAUCAAAACCUCCGACGGCCUCAACGACACAUCCCUCGCAGCCUCGUUUCCGCUACACACCGCCUCGCCUUCUACGUCUUCCCACCGCUUGCACGAACGUCUACAGGAAAUCAGUGAGGAUGCAGAGGACAGCAGCUCGACCGUUCGUCCGUCCAUGACUUCUACAGCGUCCUCAAGCUCCAAUCUUCAUUCGCAACGCCAUCGCGUAGACAGGCGGGAACACAGGUUGCGCAACACGGACCGAUCGCCGCCUCCGACCAUCAACGUUGACGAAGCGCAGGCGAAACCCCCUUCAAACCUACCGCCUGCAAGCCCGCCACCAGCAGUGACUUCCCCCAAGAAGGCGCACAUCUCUCAAUUCCUUGUUCGGGACGAUUCUGGGCAGAGGUCGGUGACCUCGCUGUCUUCGGCGUCCACUGCGCCUACAAGCCAGUUCUCAAAUACCGACACACCCACAAUGGAUAAGCAACCGGCUGUAAAUGGGGAUGACGUCUCGGAUGGCGCCGCCUCGCAAUCUAUAGUAAGUAAGAUGGCAGCUCCGGCGACGCAACAGCCGUCCAGCGCAACAACGACGACCUCGUACCCACUUGCAGAGCGACAGCGGCAACUUCGAGGAGUAGAACUGUUGACCCAGAAGCCCCCUCCAGAGCCAGAGAUGCGCCCAGAGCUCAAGUCUGUGUCAAGCAAUCCUGGCAGGCCUAUAACACGGCAGGAGGUGUCUGCGCAGACUGCGGAAGAAACCUCCGGUAGCCUCAAGUUCGACGACGAUCCCUACGACUUCAGUAGAUUCGAUUUGAAGCCCAAAGUCCGGCUUGCACCACGCCCGGUCGCCGGAGACAAGGCGAAGCGACCCUCUAUGGCCGGCGUAGCUUCGGUCCCGGCCACAUACCGGCCUACCACGGCCAAGAAGCAGGAAUCAGUACGGCCCAAAUCGCAAGGACCGAUGAACGUACCCGUCCUCGCAGUUGCGCCACCUGUCCCUCCACCAAUACCUGAUAUGCCUGAGUACAAGCCGAGACCAGUCUCUCGCGGUAGCAUCAAGUCUUUGCCGUCACACAAAUCUUCUGCAAUGACUCCAGACAAGAUUCGCCUGAUGAAGGCUGUGGAGCUGCGAAAGAAGCAGAUGAGGAAGUCGAAUUCGCAGGUCGGCACUCUUGUGCAGCCGGCUGAUGAGGAUGUUCCGUCUGUGCCUAAGCUGCCUGAGUACGGAGGGCCUGGGAAGGAAGAGCCAGAGCAAAAGCCAGAGCGUGGAGUUAUGCGGGGGGAAGACGUGCAAGAGGAGGCGAAGGCACAGGAACAGGAGCAUCAUUCAGAAGACUUGAGCGCCGGUGAGCAGCAAGCUUCGGCAGCGAAGAAGGCUGACUCUGGUAUCUCCAUGGACUACGAGCAAGCGAAGCAAGGCGCUGACGAAGAAGCUGAUCAGGAUGUUGAAGAGCCAUAUACGCGGGAAGCGGAAGUCGAGCAGAACAACGAUGACGAGCCUGAGUCUUCGUCUGCUGAGACGCCGAAGGCCUCUGCGGUCGAUCCGGCGCUCGAUGAUCUACCAACUGGGCCACUAGAGCCUAAAGAGCGAGCUUCACGUCCGGGCAGCACCAACUUCGACCUGGAUACGGCUGGGGCCACCUCGACGAGUCAGCCUACUUCACCUGUGUCUGACACCGACCACGAUGGCAUGUCUCAAAGUUUGAACAGCCUUGGCGUCAUUUCGCCUUUCGAAGAUGAGGCUACGGUAGUUCCUACUAUUAUGAUGGGGGAUGGUACCAGGCCCGUCAGCUCCAUUGGAAGCGAAGAAGACAGGCAAUUCGAGCAGUCACAAGAUGAGAACGGCCACGACCACGCCGAAGUAAGCAGUGAAGACGAGGAUGACAUAACUGAACGACCUCCGCGUAAGAGCAACGACCUUGCGAAGCGGAGGCGUGGUUACGUGGAGCCUCUGCAGAUUGACCCUGAGGCUGAGUAUUCGUCCGACGACGAGCUCAUGCAGGAGCUGCAAAGUGCGACGGUGCAGGAGGCCACUCCGAUUGCCAUGGCCAAAUCGCCAAUGGCAGGCUACUUCCCACGUCGACCGAGUGGGAACUCCAUGGUAUCGGAAGUGUCGGUCAGAUCGACCAGCAUCAACCGAGCAUCCACACUGCCGACUGUGGAUUUCACUGAGAUGCAGGAUCGUCUGAGUCCGGACCCUGCGGAGCAUCCCUACGGUCCUUCACGGAACAUGUCGGCGGGUUCCAUCGAGCGGAUGGAUCCUCUGUCUGCUAUGAGGCGCAACGUGUCGAGUGGGAUCUCGAGGAGGAUACAGGCACUGGCCGAGAGGACGAGCCGAGAGACUAGCCCACACGGUAGCCCCUCCACCCGAUCGGUAUCUCCUGAGGUUAUGCGGGAGCAAAGCGACUCGCGCCGGAGUCCACCGCCGCACGCUGCGCGAGCGAGUUCAUUCCGCGCACUGCACAGGCAGAGCAGCCGUACGAGCUAUCACCAGAGUCAGCGUCCGAUGAGCAGUAUGCCGCAGCGGGAGAGCAACGCAAUCUGGAGCGUGCAGCAAGAUCCUUCAUCUGGUCGAAACUCGGUGUCGGUGUCUGCGCGCAUCGUUCGGCCCAUUCCAGUCGAGACUGCAGACGCAGACGAAGCGGAUGCUCAGCUGCAACAGCCUGAAGUGGCAGUAAACCACGAGCGCGAAGCAUCGAAGACUCCUCAGCUACACUCUUUGGACACCACCCAACAGCUACCACAGUCGCAAUCCGAGCCCACAGUCACAUCUCCAACAUCGCCACGAAGCCCGACAGAAACCCGUCAACUCCACUCCUCUAGCCGCUUCGGCCGACACAAGUCCACCCUCUCCACCCCCGGCCCCAGCGCCGACGACUUCCCUCCCCCACCUACCCACCACACGACCCCUCUAACAGUCGAACAACCUAGCAUCAAGGAAACCACACGCACCUCCCGCUUCUUCAAACGCAUGUCCACCAUCGGCGUCAGCAAGCGCAAAAGCGGCGUCCCGCAAUCCAUCGCCUCCUCCACCAGCCCGGUUAGCGAGCGCGGCAGCUUGAUUGGAGCUAGCAAUAUGCUGUCGAGCACCAGCACCGCCCAACAAAAACCCGAGACCCCUCCCGCCACUGUUCUAGGGGAUCUCAACAUCCAAUUCCCCGACUCUUUGGUAAGCCCCAUCUACCCUACACGAUACUUACCGAACCUCCACUGA